Molecule: messenger RNA, 2909 nt
Organism: Hyla sarda
Lineage: Eukaryota; Metazoa; Chordata; Amphibia; Anura; Hylidae
Product: claudin-8-like
Exons: 1
Coding region: 1426-2235 (269 amino acids)
Biological process (GO): cell adhesion; bicellular tight junction assembly
Cellular component (GO): plasma membrane; bicellular tight junction
Molecular function (GO): structural molecule activity
Source: RefSeq, a predicted model, not a curated record
CCCACCUUAUACAGUGCCUACCCCAUGAUUGGAUUCUCACCUCAUACAGUGUCCACAGCUGAUUGUACUUUCACCUCAUACAGUGUCUACCCCAUGAUUGUACUCUAACCCCGUACAGUGCCCACCCCAUGAUUGGAUUCUCAUCUCAUACAGUGCACACCCCCUCAUUGAACUCUCACUUAUUUCCUGAUUGGAUACUCACCCCAUACAAUGCCCAACCCCUGAUUGGACUUUCACCUUAUAGAGUGCCCACUCCCAGAUUGAUUUUUCACCCCACACACCGCUCACCCCGUGUCUGGACUCGUCACCUAAUACAGUUCCCACCCCGUGAUUGGAAUCCCAUUUCAUACAGUGCCCACCACAUGAUUGAACCUCCACGUCAUUCAUUGCCCACCUCAUGAUUGGAAACCCACCUCAUACUGUGCCCAUCCCAUAAUUGGACCCCCACCUCAUUCAGUGCCCACCCUGUCAUUGGACUGUCACCCCAUACACUGCCCACCUCGUGAUUGGACCCUACCUCAUACUCAAGGAUUGGAACUGAAGAGUAGACCUGAAAAUUGGAGCUACAAACUAAACCCAAGACUGGUGCUAAGGACUGUACCUGAGGGCUAGACCCAAUGAAUAAAGCUGAGAACAAGACCCAAGGACUGGAGCUGAGGAGUAGAUCUGAAAACAAGAGCUGAGUCCUCAGAUCCAGUCCUUGGGACUAGUCCUUAGCUCUACGAUAAAUGCUUUGCUCAUGUCCUAGGGUCUUGUUCUCAGCUUCAGGCCUUUUCUGCAGUCCUCUGCUCUACUCUUCUGAUUCAGUCCUCAUGCCAAGUCCUUAGAUCCAGUCCUCAAAUCAAAUCUUCAGUUCCAGUUAGGUGCUAACAGGUGGACCCAAGGACUAGAUCUGAGGACUAAACUGAAGGCUGAACCCAAGGACUGAAGCUAACAUUUGGAACAAAGGAUUAGACCCAAGGACUGGAGUUAUGGACUAGACCCAAGGACUGGAGCUAAGGAUCAGACCUGAAGACUAGAACUGAGGACUAAGCCAGAGGCCUGGAUCUAAGUAUUACACCAGAGGACUGGAUCUAUGUAUUACACCAGAGGACUGGAUCUAAGUUUGGAGCUUCACUACAGUCAUCAGCUUCCAUAGUUCUCUGUUUCUACUUCAGAUCAUAUGAAUUAUUCAUAAGGUUCUCACCCUGAGUCACCAGAAAGAAAUUUAUGACGAUUAGAAAUUCUUGAAGAACUGAAAACAAAGAGAUAGAUAAUAGGGAAGAUCCUAUAGUGACAGCACAGGUGAACCUGAGGCCUCGCGGGCUCCCUCUUAUGGUUGUGUUCCGCUCUUUUAUCCUCCAAUCUGUCAGAUAAUUGUUGUCCUCAUUCUGAAGUGUAGUCCUCCUCCUGUCUUUCCUCCCAUUUUCUCACACACGUGACCCGAUGAAUAAAAUGUGUGGCCCUGGAUGGGACAGGUUCAGUCAUUGCCUGCAGUUCGUCUUCUGUAUCUUAGGGAGAGUCUCUUGCCUGUCAGCCAUGAUCUGCUGCCUUAUCCAUAUUCUUGGCCUCCUUGCUGGGUUAAUUGGAAUGGUCUUGACCUGGGUCGUCACCUUCAUGCCUCAGUGGAGACUGGUUAUCUUGGCUGAGUACAACGGUCUGGUCGUUCCAGGUGGCCGCGUUGACGGAGAGUGGAUCAGCCGCUGGGACGGCCUGUGGUACACGUGUAUAAGGCUACCACGGCUAGAUCUGUUUUGUGAAAACUGGGGCUCCCAGGUGUCCCUGACCACCGACCUAAGAGCAGCCAGGAUAUUGAUGAGUUUUGCCACCGGUGUAGCCGUCUUAGCCUUCAUAUUCUCCAUCGUUGGCUUUGUGCUUACUGAAUGCUGCCAAUGCUGCUGCAAGAAAGUAAGUGACAUCAAAAAAUUCACCUUGGCCGCUGGACUAUUGUACAUCCUCAGCACCAUCCUCGUCCUCAUUCCCGUCAUCUGGACCACGGUCUACAUUGCUCACCGUGCCUAUGAGGCUUCAUUCACCAGGCAGGCAGUGCGCAUCGAGAUAGGAGACGCUCUGAUGGUAGCGUGGCCCAAUAUCGCCUUCCUCCUCGGAGGGGGCAUCAUACUGACCUUCCUCUGCUGCUUCUGCGUCCUGAGCACUUGCUGCACCAAUGAUCCUUGCGAAGAACCGGCCUCGUGCCAGCAGGAAGACGCAAAACAGGAGCGAGUGAGCUACAGCCCCCGCAUGGAGUACCUAUGAGGAGAGCAGGAGACCACCUCAGAUCUUCUCCUCACCAAAGACUCAUGGAUGUCCUUGUCGUGUAUCCAGAUGGAGCAGAACGUAUUCCAGCUGAGCCAGGUAAAUCCACUGGUUUAACAUGACUACCUAUGGUCGGGCUCCUGGAGGCUUAUAGACAUUGGACUUUGAUGUGGCCCCAGCAGCGGAGAACGUCCUGGGCCCCAAUGCAGAAUCUGCACAAGCUCCCCGUGAUGUCAGAGAGUCCAGGAUGAUGUAUUUAUUAUAUUAUUUAUCAUAAAAGCCAUUACUGUGCCUGAGGGCGAGCUGGUGUGUGUCCUCCAUUGUCUAUAAUACUGCUGGCUCUGUAUGUGGCCCCUGAGGGCCCCAGGUGCACAGGACGCCGCAGCAUAUUGUGUGAGUAUACGCAGCUGUAUGUUAUAUAGAGUUGCAGAAUCUUACCGUAACUUUAUGUGAUGUUGACUUUUAUAAUGACCUGUGAACGUUAUAAUUUAUUAUGGCGGCCUGCGGGGGGGGGUCGGACUGGUCAGGUUUCUCGCCCUCGUUGCCCCGUAUGUGGUAACCGUAGCCUCUAGGGGGCAACAGAUGUAAAUGUUACCAACAUCUUAUGUUUCUGUACAGAGUAAAACAUUGUUUGCUGCCAGGAAACCAGGAACAAAGUCUUUUGCCACUAGUGU